GUCACUUCCGUGUGCCUCGUCGGCUUUCGUCCGGCUGGACUUUGGAGCCUGUUAGGUUCCUUUGCCUCUGGCUUCACUACGCCAUUCGCCCCUCGCAGCGUCCAGUGUGGGGCCAUGAGUGUUCCUGAGCCACCGCCUCCGGACGGGGUCCUUACGGGGCCCUCCGACAGCCUGGAGGCCGGCGAGCCCACGCCGGGCUUAAGCGACGCGUCUCCAGAUGAAGGACUGAUAGAGGACUUCCCUGUGGAGGGCAGAGCUGUAGAGCAUCUGGUGGGAGGCCUGCUGUCCCACUACUUACCAGAUCUGCAGAGGUCCAAGCGAGCGCUCCAGGAACUCACACAGAACCAAGUUGUGUUACUAGAUACACUGGAACAAGAGAUUUCAAAAUUUAAAGAAUGCCACUCCAUGUUGGACAUCAAUGCUUUGUUCACGGAAGCGAAGCACUAUCAUGCCAAGCUGGUAAAUAUAAGGAAAGAGAUGCUGAUGCUCCACGAGAAGACAUCAAAGUUGAAAAAAAGAGCACUGAAGCUGCAGCAGAAGAGGCAGAGAGAAGAGCUAGAGAGGGAGCAGCAGCGCGAGAAGGAAUUUGAAAGAGAAAAGCAGCUGACAGCCAAGCCAGCCAAGAGGACGUGAGGAGCCUGCUUUCAGGUUCCUGUCCCAUCAUGCUUCCUGGAUCUCCAGUGCUGUACACAAAGAGUGAGGUGUGGACGGUGCCUUAUGCCAUUCCAUGGCCUGAAAUCUUUCCCAGGGUUGCUGCGUCUCCAAGACUUCACUCAAGAAGCCUUGUUGAUACUUACGUUUUCAACUUUUGCUUUACUUUCAAAUUUAUUAUUUGAUCUUAAAUCAUUUGUAAACUGAAAACACUUUCGUUAUUACAGGAGUCUGGGUACUAGUUCACAAUGCAUAAAGGUCUGAACUUCUUGAGAAUUGAUUUCAGUGUCAGUUCCUCCUUAUCUGAGGACAGGCUUUUCCUGCAUAGCCACACUGAUUUUUGGCAAUUUUUUUUUUUUUUAUUGUUUAAAGAGAAAUACCAAUUGUCUGAUCACAAAUCUCCCAGAAAGAGAGCUGCCAGGCUUUUAUGAAGAACACAGGAAGUGUGUGCACUCUGGAAAUACCAGCACCUUGGACAUAGGCUGGGAGUGGAUGCCAGACAGAUUCUUCCAGCCAUUCUCCUUGGCUUUUCACUGUUGCUGCUGAUGUAGAUUUUGGGUUCAGGGCAGAAUUCUAUCCAUUCCUAAAGCUGUGCAGCAAUGGUGGGCCUGCCAGAUACUAAAAGGUGUGUGUUUGUGUCUUUUGUGUAUGUGUGUGUGUGUGUUUGCAUGUGCAUGCUAAGUCAUCACAAUGUAACUAAAAUGUUUCUGUGUGCCCCCCCCCCCCUUUCUUUUCCCCUAGAAACAGGCUCUCUAUAAAGCCCUGGCUGUCCUGGUAUUCACUAAGAGACCAGGCUGGCCUCAAAUUUAACAAUCCACCUGCCUCUUAUUCCCAAGUGCUGGGCUUAAAGGUGUGCACUGCCAUGCACUGUUCUGGCUUUUAAGUAGAACAAGAUCUGCUACUGCUCACAUGAUAUGUAAAUAGUGCACAGAAGAGAAGGCUUGUGCCUUUACUGUUUUCUAGAACUUUUUUCCCUCUUGUUGUAUGUAGGAACUUACUCUGUAGGGCAAGAUGAAGUCUCAUUGUUGGAAAUCAAGAGUGCAGUAGUAUACUUUUCCACUUUAGUGUUUAAUAGGAAGCUUGUUUCUAGCCCCUACUAUGUGUGAGCAGCACAAGCUACAAAGGUGUCUGAUUAGAAUGCGCAUCUUUUAUAACCCAUGUUAUACUUUUAGUAAGCUGGAAUUACUACCUCUGAUCACAUACUGGACGAUAGAGAGAUUGAUGGUAGAGACCAUUAAAGAUGACCAGUGGUAAGAACUUGUCAGCUUAAAGGCAGAACUGUUUCUUUGAAGGAACCCUUUCCUUCUUAAUGACUGAAUUGUGAUCCCACAGUCAUUGAUCUUGACUUCUGUUCAAGAAUACAAAUGAGUCUAUUUGAAAUGCUGUUACCCUUAGUCACUUGCUGUCACUCUCAGAGCACAAGUCACUAGGACUUGCAGGACAAUGCCAUUACAUUGUAGAAUGUACUUGUUACAAUAAAAUAUCUGAUGUCUGAUGAAGUCUGGAGAUUGCUUUUCAUGCUGACUUUAGACCAAUGGUGUUGGUUGUUUCAAGCGCUAUUCCUGGACACUUCUAGAUACUUCUUCAGUCUCUUAAAGUGAAUCUUUUCUUUGUUUUGCUUAAACUUUCUGCCAGAGAUUCUGGUAUGCCUUCAAGGAUGAGACCCUUCUGGGUCUGGUUGCCACUGGCAGGAUUCCCCACACUAAAUUGCAUAUCCUUUUCAUCUGGGGACUUAAGAAAAUGCAGACAUCCUCUGUUCUUACCCACUAGUUCUGAUGUGGGGCCAUAGAAGAUUUGCAGUGCUCCAGAUUAUUCUGAUGCAAGGGACUGGUGGUGUAGACUGUCCAGUAAUUUACCUUCAUAAGCAAUGGAAUAGUUUCAAAGCUACCUAGUGAUUUGUGGAAUUAAUCUUUAGAAAUAAAUUAUUCCCUACUGCUUUUGAUAGAAUCAGAUUUAAAACUGAACCUUAGCUGGCAGGAAAUUAAGAGUACUAGUUAAUUGAUUGGACUUUUUGACCUGUAUUAAAAUAAAUCAUGUUUAGUGAGUGUAUGGCAGCGUGGCACCUAUGUUUUGAGAAUUAAGUUUUAAAGCCUUUUUAACAUAGCAAAAAGAUGGGCUGGAGAGAUGGUUCAGCAGUUAAGAGGACUUUCUGCACUUGCAUAGGACCAGGAUUAUUCCUAGCUCCCACUUGGCAGCCCAGGGGAUCCAGUCCCCUCAUCUGGUCUCUGUAGCAUCAGACACAUAUGUGGUGCACCUACUCACAUUUAGAUGAAACACCCAUAUAAUAGAUAAAUCUACAAAAAGAAAUAUACAUCAUUACCCACCACUUUAAGGUCAGAGGUCAAUUAGAAACACCAUAGAUGAUGAAACCCUAAAAUUUUAGCUGUAUUUUAGUAACAUGGAAACACAGUAACCAGACACUUGCUGUGUUUUUCAACAAAUAGAAAUUGGCCAAAAGAAAAGUCAGUUUUGAAAUAAUAUCAGAUAUGUAUGGUGCUGACACAUGGGGUGUUGUUCAUUUUGAGCUGACUUUGUCAUGAGUAUCAUGUAAAUGUGCAGACAUUGAAUGUAAUGGAGAUGUGUCCACAGUGAAUUUUGGUGUGCAUUCAGUUCACCAGUACCAAUUGUAUGCUGAAACAUCUUUGUUCAUAAACUACUUUUAUGAACUUAAUAAAAACGUCAGAAACA
Messenger RNA from Mastomys coucha (southern multimammate mouse), 3339 nucleotides. It is a transcript of the gene Bloc1s6, whose product is annotated as biogenesis of lysosomal organelles complex 1 subunit 6. Lineage: Eukaryota; Metazoa; Chordata; Mammalia; Rodentia; Muridae. Gene Ontology annotation, cellular component: extrinsic component of membrane; BLOC-1 complex; transport vesicle. The coding region runs from base 115 to 633 and encodes 172 amino acids. The record is from RefSeq and is a predicted model, not a curated record. Gene Ontology annotation, biological process: intracellular transport. The transcript has 5 exons.